AUGGCGAGCUAUUUCCUCGGCUUUGCCAAAAAUCAAAAUCGAGUCGCGACAAUGAAUCGUGGACGUGGUCGCGGAGCUAGUCGAGGAAGAGGUGGUCGGGGAGCGAGCCGGGGAAGAGGUGGUCGGGGAGCGAGUCGAGGAAGAGGUGGACGUGGUAGAGGUAAUGCCCAUGGACAUGCUCGCGGAGGUGCUCAAGCUACGCCGAUUGAGUCAAUGGAUAUUGAGUUGCAAACAACACCGACUAAUCUUCCUUUGGAUCUUGAUAUUAACACUGAUGCUAAACCUUAUUUUAUCAACACGAAUGUUACACUUGAUCAGCAUAUUCAAGCGCAAACAGCGAAUCUACCACGUUACUUAGCCACUCUGUUUGCAUUGAAUGAAAACAAUGUGGAAAUUGGACAGAAAGCUAAAGCUUGUGUACUGGCUGCUGCCUGGUGUCGACACGAUCAUAAAUUAGCGAAUAAUCUCUUGUGUCACCGGCAGUUAUUCACUCUAACCGAAGUUCUCAAAGCAAUCACUAUGUUAGACGCUGCUCGACAAGUUCGAGUCUAUGAAAAACAGCUCAAACGUUUGGAGUUAAGUCAAACAAAACCUAGUGCGAAAAAAUUAGGUUACAUGAAAAACAAUAUCGACAAUUUGAACAAACUUAAAGUUUCGACUGGAUCAGCAAGUGGUGCUAUUGCUCGACAUAUUCAACGUUGGACUAGAACGUUGACUCAACGAGAAUUGGAAUAUUUUGCCUUGCACAUGCCAACAGAACCCUGGCGAAAAUUAGCCGAUAUUGUUCAUUUCAAUCCAACGAAAGAUUUUCCUGCUCUGCCAUGGUUUUUACCUUUUUGUUUCGGUACACCAGCACCUGAAGAGAACAUGGUCUCUCGUUGUCGAAAUCUAACUGCUGCUAAUGUCAACGAAUUAAUCAAAGAAUUCAAAAUACCCUAUUCACACUUGAAACAAUUCAAAGCGCAAUUAAGCGAUCAAUCCAAAGCACGAAUUGCUUCGUACGAAGAAAAACUAGAUACCAUUCUAUGGUAUUAUGAAGACUUGGAAUGUCCAGACGUUGAUGAAGUUCUCAGUGAAAGAUUACGAAAUGGUGAGCAGAUCACAUUGCCAUACGGUAAACUCAUGGAUCGUCUUUUACUGAUUCGUACAUUACGAGAUGACAAACCAGAUAUUCCAGCAUUCUAUCGAAAUAGUGAAUAUGCUAGUGCGUGGGGAGGACGUAAUUAUGUCUCUGAGCAUAAACCACGUGGACCUCAACCAAAAAAGGCAGCACUCUACACCGACUUAAUUGCAGUAGCGGAAAAGCAACUUCAAACAAUCAAAUUAACGUUAGAAUCACCUGUAGGUAUUCUUGCUGACGCUUCGUAUUCAAUGGAAAUUGCCAUCCGUACAGCAACUAUUCUUUCAUCAUUGCUAACAGCAAUUUGUUCAGCAAAACUGACAUUUUUCCAUGACAAAAUGUUUCCACCUGCCUUUACACCGAAAAAUAUUGAAGAUGUCCUUACAUUGGCACUGACAACAAACGUUGCUGGUGGCACCGCCAAUGCAGCUGCUCUUCUACCAUAUUAUCAAAGUAAAGAAGUCAUAAAAACUUUCAUCAUGGUUACUGAUGAAGAAGAAAACGAUAGCAUUGAGCUACCAGAUGGAAGUAAAACACGAUUCUUUAAGCUAUUUUUGCAAUAUCGCGAAGAAGUCUAUCCAGCUAAAUUAGUAUUCAUUUCAUUUCUCGCUCAGCAACACAAUCAAGGUCAAAUGUUCAAACAAUUCCAAGAAGCAAACAUACCUGACGUGAUUCAAUUCAAAUUCAAUCGACAACGUCCAGAUUUAACCAAAUUCGAUAAUUUUAACGCAAAAUUAUCGAUAAAUUGUGAGAGAACAUGGCCAAAGAAAUACCAAAUGAUGAUGAAUCUUUCCAGAAGCUCUUUUUUCUCAACUAUCACUCAACUCGUUAGGCGAAAUGUGUUUGAAGGUGAAUUAUUAGAUAUCGGUUGUGGAAUUGGCGAUAAUGCGAUUUACAUAGCCAAAGAAUGUCGUAAUGUUCGUGUUACUGGUAUUGAUCUGGUGCCGAAAGCAAUUGAAGUCGCCAAUGAAAAAGCACGGAAAGAGGAUGUGGAUAUUCAUUUUCAAGUUGUUGACAUGCUGGAUGAUCUUGCAGAGAAGCAGAUUUUGAAACAACACUUUUAUGAUGUUAUCCUUGAUGCCGCAGUUUUCCACGUUUUUUCCGAUGUUGAUCGCGAAAAAUAUAUAAAAAAUCUUGAAUAUUUGAUAAAACCCAAUGGUCUAUAUAUUCAAUUAUGCUUCAGUGAAAAAGAAACACGCGAAGGUGGACCUCGACGUAUUCGCAAAGUGGAUUUACACAAUUUAUUCUCUUCCAACAAGGGCUGGACAAUUGAAUCAAUAGAAGAUAGUGUUUAUCAAUCAACACCUGCAGCUCUCCUGGAAUCGGAUCGGCAAAGUUAUCUCACCUUCAUUCGUAGGCAAGUAACUUCAACAGUCAAUGAAUCGAACGUGAAGCUCAAUUAA
Messenger RNA from Adineta ricciae, 2523 nucleotides. The record is from the annotation of a GenBank genome assembly. NCBI's taxonomy places the organism in Eukaryota, Metazoa, Rotifera, Eurotatoria, Adinetida, Adinetidae.